Molecule: messenger RNA, 5689 nt
Organism: Rhopalosiphum padi (bird cherry-oat aphid)
Lineage: Eukaryota; Metazoa; Arthropoda; Insecta; Hemiptera; Aphididae
Product: thrombospondin type-1 domain-containing protein 7A-like
Exons: 22
Coding region: 215-4399 (1394 amino acids)
Source: RefSeq, a predicted model, not a curated record
CUUGAAUCGAUUUGUCCGCGGCCAGUUUUAGGUGUUUUCCAGACGUCUCUCUGUCGUCGCCGUCGUCAUACUAUAAACGAACGGCAUAUUAUAGUAAUAGCUGGUGACGUUUUCGACUGAAAAAUGCUUUUUCUUUGGUCGAACAGAUGAACGUUAACACCGUCCUUUGAGCUUAACCACUGUCCGAGGAGCUUACGCCGUCCAAGAUAGCACGAUGCUUUUCCCUAGCACCGGAUUACUGAUCACUUUGGUCUUGCAAAUUGGUUUAUAUCGAUGUGGUCUGCCACCGCCAUCGAACGAAAUCACUCAAAAUUUUCUGUGGAAUACUGAUGCAGUAGAGUGGAGAAUCGGCGAAUGGGAACCGUGUACUAGGUCUGAAGACACCGGACUAAAUGACAACCAGGGUAUACGCCGCAGGAAGAUUACUUGUGUCAUGGUUAUACACGACGGAAUAAAACUUGAGGAACCAGUCAGAAUUGAAGACACUAGUUGCCAAAAUUUAUCUCCCGGAACGCCUCCCGUGGAAGUAUGUUCACUUGAACAAAACCAAGACUGUGUAGUCACUGAAUACUCAAACUGGACAAUCUGCUGUGGAGGAACACAACGUAGGACGAGAAGUGUAGUAAUUGAACAGCAAAACAAUGGUGCUAAAUGUCCGCCGCUUACCGAAUCGCGUGUCUGUGUACCAGAUGAACCAUCGUGUUCAAACUACUAUCCAUUUGGAUUAUAUCAACUGAAAGUAAAUCAAUGGCAACAAUGUGUUCCAUUUUCCGAACAUACCAUGGGUGAUAAUGAUGGCAUACUAAAUUCAGGCUCACAUUCAGAUACUUUUUAUAAACACUGGCCUCAAGUGGGCACACAAAAGCGAUCAAUGAGCUGUUUUGACGAGUCCGGCAUACUUGUUUCUCUCAGCUUUUGCGAGGAUAAACAGUUGCCUACCAAUACAAGGGCAUGUAUUAUAGCCCAAGAUUGCGUUGUAAGUGAUUGGACCGAUUGGGAGGUUACACAAGGUGGAUGCAUUAGCGCAGGUGGAAAAAUCCGAGCCGAAGAAGCAAUUAGAAAGCGUCAAAUUCUUCGUUUACAUGAAGGGCAAGGUUCACCAUGUCCUCAUCUUGUAGAAACAAGAACUACGAAAGAAAACUUACCACUAUGUUCUGAUAAAUAUAAAUGGCUAAUAUCAAGUUGGAGCAAAUGUUCACAACCUAUUUCUAAUUCAUCAGUUCAAUGUGGUGGCGGUCUUCAAUAUAGAAACAUCACUUGUAUUGAAUUUAUGACUGGUAAAUUUAUGGAUCCAUCAGUUUGUCGUAUUCUUGAUACACCACCAACAAUACAGAGAUGCGAAAUACCAUGCCCAAGAGAUUGUCAAGUUGGACCGUGGAGUAAAUGGGGCCCUUGUAAACCAUCAAAAUGUCCUUCUAAACAUGAAACUGAAUCACAAGAAGAACUUGAAAAUAUCGGAUAUAGAAAAAGAACCCGAAUUGCAAAUGUACCACCUAGUGAAUAUGGUGUACAAUGUCCCAGUCUUGAAGAGGUCCAACCUUGUCAAAAUCCUCAAUGCUAUGUCUGGGAUUACGGUCAAUGGGGAAGCUGCACCCUUGAUGAGCCUACUGAGAAAUGCGGUCCCGGGCAAAGGAGUAGACAAGUGUAUUGCACUGCACAUGAUAAGGAAGUAGUACAUAAUUCAUUGUGUUCUAAACUCAAACCGUCAGAAUCUGAACCAUGUUCCGUACCAUGCCCAGAAGAUUGCGUUGUAUCUGGGUGGUCAGAAUGGAGUGAAUGUUCUAUGGGGUGUUCUAUCGAAUCUGAUAUAGGCGUUAGAUAUAGAAAUCGUACUGUAAUUGGACCUCCUGGAAAAACUGGGCAUCCAUGUCCAUCCAAAGGUGACAUGGUACAGUUUGAAAAUUGUAACACGCACGGAUGCUAUGGAUUAAGCUGGUUAGUUUUACCAUGGACAGACUGUAAUGGAACAUGUAGCCAUGGAACACAAACAAGAGAUGUUUGGUGCAUGAAAGGAAAUGACAAAAAGGUCAAAGAUGAAAAUUGCAAGGAAUUACCGAAACCAAUCACCGUCAGAGAUUGUUCCAAAGAUUGUAAAAGUAAAAUAUGUGUUCUUUCUGAUUGGAGUGAUUGGUCAGAAUGUCCUCAAGAUUCGUGUAUUAAUGAACAAACGGAUUUAACUAAAUUCAAACGACAACGGAAUCGAGUUAUUCUUGGAGGUGAAUCUUGUGGUCCAAUACUCGAAGAGGAAUCAUGUCCAAUUCCAAAUAAAAUAUGUCCUACAUAUAGUUUAGUUUUCGGUUCUUGGUCUCACUGUGAACUAGCAGAAGGUGUUACUUGUGGCCAUGGUCUGAGAACUAGAGAUUUUCGGUGUAAAGAUAAUGACUCGCUUAUUUACGUUGAGCUGAAAAACUGUCUACAGUCUUUAAACGUAACACCAAGUAGUGUCGAGCGAUGUCAUGUGGAUUGCCAAACUCCAUGCCAGAUGACUGAAUGGUCCCAUUGGUCGUCAUGCCCUCAGCCAUGUUCUGGUUUACGAACCAGAACCCGAGAGCUCAUUGGAGAUUCUAUAUCACAUCCGGCUUGCAAAGGAGUGCGUCUUAUUGAAACAACGAAAUGUCCAUGCUCUGAAUAUUUCCCACAACCUACUUCCGAUUGGUCGUUUUGUUUAACGAAUGAAACUGACGGAUGUGGAGCUGGCACGCGAUAUAGAUCAUUGGGAUGUUACAACGUAAAUAAUCAUCUAGUCGAUCCAGCGUUGUGUGGUGGCAGUACAGGAAUUGAAGAAGAACCAUGUUUAGUACCGUGUUCGAUUGAUUGCCAAAUGUCUGAUUGGAACGAAUGGGGUGUAUGUAACAAGUUAUGUGGACCAGGCAUACAUCACCGUUCUAGAACUAUCGAACGACAUGCAGCAAAUGGUGGUAGACCCUGUGGUGAAACGGUACAAACAAAAGUUUGUAACACACCCUGUAACAGUUUCCAAUGGACUACCGAACCAUGGAGUCAAUGUAAAUUACCGGAUAAGGAUAAAUUAAAAGGCUGUGGUGAAGGAGAAAUGUUUAGAUUAGUGCGAUGUAUUCACAUAAAUACUGGAAUAGAGUUGUCAGAAGAAUACUGUGAUUGGACCACACGACCAGAUGGAGUAAACUUGUGUACAAUCGCGUGUCCUGGAGAUUGUGUAUUAAGUAGCUGGUCGGAUUGGUCAAUAUGCCCAAAAGAUUGCCUUCCAUCACAAGAACAACAACGGACCAGAUUGUUGCUUAGAAGUCAGAGUCCUACAGGAGCAAAUUGUCCAAUAGCCAUACAAACACAGCCGUGUCAUUUGAACUUCACAUGCUUUAAAUACUCAUGGAAAACAAUUACAAAUGUAUCAUGUCUGCCUUUAGGUGGUAGUCCGUGUGGUGAAGGUAUGACCGUCGGAGCAGUGUAUUGCGAAAGGAGCGAUGGUAGAACUGUUUUAGACCGGUUUUGUGACGAUCAGCCAAAACCAAGUCCGUUGGACAAAUGGUGCUAUAUCGAUUGCCCAGUCGAUUGCGCUCUUGAAGGCUGGUCACCGUGGAAUUCAAGUUGCUCUUGUAACGACACAGGAGUUUCACGCAGAGCAUAUACAGCUAUGAACCCGAGUGCAACGGGCAGACAAUGUCCUAUGACCAUCGAACAAUGGAAGCCUUGUCCAGCUGUACCGUGUUAUACUUGGUCGCUAGGACCAUGGUCCGCAUGCCAACUCCAUGGAGCCGCUUGCGGACAUGGAGUGACUACCAGGAACGUAACGUGCGUGAGGACCAAUGACGGAGAAACAGUAGAAUCUACUUUUUGUGGCUCUUUGGGUCAGCAAAAACCAUUGUCGUGGCAGAAUUGUUACGUAUCUUGUGGUCCUGGCUGUACCCUGUCCGAGUGGAGCCAGUGGUCACAUUGUCACGGGGAUUGCGAGAAGGAGACUAUUGGCUAUGAAACAAGAUCCCGUACUGUAAUAUCACAAUCGCCGGCUGGCACUACCGCUUGCACCGAUCCUCUGUGGGAGACCCGUGAUUGCCGCAUACCACCAUGCAUGACCUACGAUUGGGCAUUAACCCCAAAUGCCGAUGUCAUAUGCCGCAGAUCUGACGGACUUGUAGUUAUGGAAUCUUCUUGCAACCAAUCAGAAAAACCAAAAUCGAUGUGUAGUACUUUGCAAGGUAGCUAUAUAUGCACUAAAGACAUCUGUAUGCCAGAUGACAAAUUGCAAUGCGAUCAAAUGACCACUUGGGAGCAACUGAAACAUGACCCACGCGUCGUUGAAUACAUAUUUUGCUUUGGAUUUGUUAUAAAGAUGGUUAUUAUAAUUGGCGUGAUCCUCUAUUUUCUACGUCGUUCAAAGAAACAGAACGAGUGCAAAUACCACAAACAACCGGAUUUAGCGUAAAUGUUAAGCAACAUGGCAAGACCCAACAUAUUUACAUAUUAUCAACUAUAUAAAAUAAUACCACAUUUUUCAAAUUAUACAAUUUACUUACAAUUAAGAUAUCCCCCAUCAUUAGUUAGGUAUCGUAUAUUAUCUUUAACUAACAUAAUUUAAUGUUUGAAUGAUAAUAAUAAAUUAUUUGCUAAACUUUAGAUAUAACGGGUCAAAGAAUUUUUUUUUAUUUUUUUUUUUUUUUACUAUAUACUCGUAGGAUAUUAAUCAUAUUAUAUUACACGUAUUAAGUAUUAUGAGGAACUUGAAUGUUUUGUAGUUUCUUAGUAUUUUUCUUGAAAAUACAAAUCAAAUUUACAUACCUUAUCUAUACAUAUAUACAUACAUACAUAUAUAUAUAUAUAUAUAUAUGUAUACUUACUAUGGUUAUAAAAACUUGUUUAACUGUUUGUUUUAAUUCUUGUUCAUGUUUUUGAAUUUAUGUUUUUGUUAUAUGUUUUGUUAGCAUGUAUUAAUUUUUUUUAUCAUACACAUUUAUUACAUAAUACGUUGAAAAAUAAGUGAUCUAAAUUAUUCAUGACAUGUGCAUUUUAAUAAAUAUUUAUUUGUAUACAAGUUCAUCAAAAAAAUAUCCUUUAAUGAAUAUCAUUAAUUAAAAUAUAUUUUUUUUUUUUGUAUAGGUAAUAUUUUUUUUUAAAUAUAUAACUAACAUCAAGUUAUAGAUAUAAUCAUAGAUACUCGUAGAGACGUAGACAUAAAUUAAAAAUAUAAAAUUAAAGUAUAUUUAAUAAUUAAAGCCAAAAAUAUUCGUUAUAAUCAACAAAUAAGUAACUAUACUUUUUAAUAUUAGGAUUAAAUAUAAAUAUAAUUAAAAAUACCUUUGUUUAUAAAUUUAUAAAAAUAUGAGAGUUAUAAAAGAACAAAAAAUCGAUACGAAUACAGUAAAAAAAUUGUUUCUUAAUAGAAACUAGUAGAUAAAUACAUAAAUAAUUGAUCUUUAGUAAAAUAUUAUUUUCAUAUUAUUCACUUCAGAAAAUAAACCACCAUAGCGAUGAAUAAAAAUAAGUAAACAAUAAACAUCGAUCUAUCCAAAAUUAGAGCCAGAUAAUACCAUUGACUUUCUUUCAGUUGAGGAUGUUUUGAUCUAUCUUCAAUUGAUUCGUCUAAAAGCUUAUCUUCAUCAUCGUUCUAUAAUCAAAUGUAAAUCAUGUAGAAUUAAUUUCAAAAUAUUGUCAAACAUCAGUUAUUAAUCAUAAUUAAAAUAUGAAUUAUAUUAUAUUAUAUGUUAUAAAGAUGGAA